Messenger RNA from Acinonyx jubatus (cheetah), 2013 nucleotides. Its product is annotated as olfactory receptor 5T3-like. The transcript is spliced from 3 exons. Gene Ontology annotation, molecular function: olfactory receptor activity; G protein-coupled receptor activity. Lineage: Eukaryota; Metazoa; Chordata; Mammalia; Carnivora; Felidae. The record is from RefSeq and is a predicted model, not a curated record. Gene Ontology annotation, biological process: G protein-coupled receptor signaling pathway. Bases 61 to 2013 code for a protein of 650 amino acids. Gene Ontology annotation, cellular component: membrane.
CAGGGCAGGAAAAGUUUCUGAAGUGUCAUCCUCCAUUUUCUCCUUAGUUACACCAGCAACAUGAAACCAGGAAACCACACAUUGAGUGCUUCUGAAUUCCUCCUCCUGGGCCUGUGUGAGCAGCAGGAACAGCAGCCUCUCGUUUUUGGCAUUUUCCUGAGCAUGUACCUGCUCACUGUGCUGGGGAACACUGUCAUCAUAUUGGCCAUUGUCUCUGAUCCAUACCUCCACACACCCAUGUACUUCUUCCUGGCCAACUUCUCCCUCACUGAUCUGUGUUUAGCAUCUACCACAGUCCCCAGGAUGCUGGUGAACAUCCAGGCCCAUAGGAAUACCAUCACCUAUGCUGGAUGCCUAUCUCAGAUCUACUUCUUCCUAUGGUCCAUCGGUCUAGAUGUUUUCCUCCUGGCAGUGAUGGCAUAUGACCGGCUUGUGGCUAUCUGUCAUCCCCUUCGCUACACCUUGGUCAUGACUCCCAGAUAUUGUACUGCGCUGUUGGUCAUGUCCCUAACCCUCACUCAGUCAUACUCUCUGACCCACACCAUUCUCCUGGCUCAGUUAUCCUUCUGCACUGACAACAUCAUUCCCCACUUCUUUUGUGAACUUCUCCCCCUGAUGAAGCUCUCUUGUUCCAAUACUUACGCCAACCAGUGUGUGUUGAUGUACUGGGGAGGGGCAUUGACCAUCUUGAUCCCCUUGCUAAUUAUCAUCUCUUAUGUCCGCAUUGUGGCUGCUAUUGUGAGAGUCCCAUCAGCUAGUGGGAAGUGGAAGGCCUUCUCCACCUGUGGCUCUCACCUCUCAGCAGUUUGCUUGUUCUAUGUGUCUGCUAUUGGGGUGUACUUCAUUCCCUCCUCUGCUGAUUCAGCCAGCAAGGACAGGGUUGCAGCAGUGAUGUAUGCUGUGGUGACCCCCAUGCUGAACCCAUUCAUCUAUAGCCUGAGAAACAAAGACAUGAAGAGUGCCUUGGGGAGACUCCUGAGCGGAAGGCUGGAGGCUAUUUUUCCUGUACCGGAAAUUCACUCACUACGACUAGCUGCCAAUCUCCUGAAGUUGCCUCGCCCAGUUGAUGGGCUGCUGACUACAGACACAUUAAGCAGUGAGUUCCUCCUCCUGGGGCUCCCCAUCUGGCCAGAGCAGCAGGGCAUGUUCUUCACCCUGUUCCUGGGCAUGUACCUGACCACAGUGCUGGGGAACCUGCUCAUCAUCCUGCUCAUCAGGCUGGACUCUCGCCUUCACACCCCCAUGUACUUCUUCCUCAGCCACUUGGCCUUCUCUGACAUUUCCCUUUCAUCUGUCACAGUUCCAAAGAUGCUCAUGAACAUGCAGACUCAGCAACAAUCCAUCCCCUAUAUGGGGUGUAUUUCACAGGUGUAUUUCUUUAUAUUUUUUGGUUGCCUUGACAACUUUCUUCUCACAGUGAUGGCAUAUGACAGGUAUGUGGCCAUCUGUCACCCUCUCCACUACACCACCACCAUGAGGGAGGAGCUGUGUAUCAUCCUAGUGGCUGGAUCCUGGUUCUUCUCUUGCAUCCAAGCUCUUUUGCACACCCUCCUCGUGGACCAGUUGUCCUUCUGUGCAGGGACUGUCAUCCCACACUUCUUUUGUGAUCUUGCUGCUGUGCUCAAAUCUUCCUGCUCAGACACCUCUUUCAAUGAGCUGCUUAUCCUCACUGAAGGAGCAUUGAUACUCAUUCUACCAUUGAGUGGUAUCUUGGGUUCACAUAUCCAUAUGGCAGGCAUCGUUCUGAAGGUCCCCUCCUUCAAAAGAGUCUCCAAAGCCUUGUCUACAUGUGGCUCCCAUCUCUUUGUGGUGUGUUUAUACUAUGGGACAAUUGCAGGUGUUUACUUUUUCUCUUCAUCAGGCAACUCCCAAGACAAGGACAUAAUUGCUUCUGUAAUGUACAUGGUGGUCACCCCUAUGCUGAACCCCUGCAUCUACAGCCUGAGGAAUAAGGACAUGAAACAUGCUCUUCAGAAAAUUUUUAGAGUCAAGGACCCUCUUUGGUAUGGUUAA